This is a messenger RNA of Molossus molossus (Pallas's mastiff bat), 575 nucleotides long. RefSeq names its product cytochrome b-c1 complex subunit 6, mitochondrial. NCBI's taxonomy places the organism in Eukaryota, Metazoa, Chordata, Mammalia, Chiroptera, Molossidae. Gene Ontology annotation, biological process: mitochondrial electron transport, ubiquinol to cytochrome c. The transcript has 4 exons. The record is from RefSeq and is a predicted model, not a curated record. The coding region runs from base 109 to 381 and encodes 90 amino acids.
CCAGAUCGCCGGAUAUCCGCCGAGUGACCCUUACAAGUCCUUCUUGAUUCUGAAGUGAAAUAGGUGCCGCUGUUGCUGUUUGUGUUGAAUCCAGAUCCGUAGCUGGACAUGGGGCUGGAGGACGAGCGAAAGAUGCUGACCGGGUCCGGAGAUCCCAAGGAGGAGGAAGAGGAAGAGGAGUUAGUGGAUCCCCUAACAACAGUGAGAGAGCAGUGCGAGCAGUUGGAGAAAUGUGUAAAGGCUCGGGAGCGGCUACAGCUCUGUGAUGAGCGUGUGUCCUCCAGGUCAAACACAGAGGAGGAUUGCACAGAGGAGCUCUUUGACUUCUUGCAUGCAAGGGACCACUGUGUGGCCCACAAACUCUUUAACAGCUUGAAAUAAAUGUGCAGACUUAUUCAUCCUUGGACAUCAUCUGGGCAAGAGGAUAUUUACUCAUGGUUUUGAACAUGCCAUUUGUUUCUUAUUUGUGUAACUAAGCUCAUGUGAACAUCUCAUGGAUUUUGGUUUGGCAGGUAGCUUCUCUGUAAUUAGCAGUGAUUCUGUCUUAAUAAAAUCCAGUGAUCUGCAGACCUUUA